Messenger RNA from Periophthalmus magnuspinnatus, 2351 nucleotides. RefSeq names its product tyrosyl-tRNA synthetase 1 (gene yars1). The coding region runs from base 225 to 1976 and encodes 583 amino acids. Gene Ontology annotation, molecular function: tyrosine-tRNA ligase activity; ATP binding; tRNA binding. The transcript is spliced from 14 exons. Gene Ontology annotation, biological process: tyrosyl-tRNA aminoacylation. NCBI's taxonomy places the organism in Eukaryota, Metazoa, Chordata, Actinopteri, Gobiiformes, Gobiidae. The record is from RefSeq and is a predicted model, not a curated record.
GGAGGAGCAGGAGGAGGAAGCUGCACAGAUCCACAGGUGGAGUUCUGUGCCUCUGUUUCUCUGUGCUCUGUUGUUCUGUUUCUGUUGCUCUGUUUUUGUUUCUCUGUUUCUCUCUGUUUCUCUGUUUUUGUUUCUCUGUUUCUCUCUGUUUCUCUGUUUCUGUUUCUCUGUUUUUGUUUCUCUGUUGCUCUGUUUCUCUCUGUUGAUCUGUUUCUCUGUGCUCUAUGCCUCUGUGCUCUGUUGCUCUCGCCUGCAGUCGGGGCAGGGGCAGGGGCAGGUCUGAUGAGUCGAUCGCAGAGCGGAGCGGCGCUGAUGCAACACUGACAGUUUCACCGGCGACUGAAGCUUCUGUUUGUCACCGUCUGAAGUCUGUUGUAAUGGCAGGCCACUUAAAUCCAGAGGAGAAGUUUAAUCUCAUCACCAGGAACCUCCAGGAGGUUCUGGGGGAAGAGAAGGUGAAGCAGGUCUUACAGGAGCGGGAGCUCCGUGUUUACUGGGGCACAGCCACUACAGGCAAACCACACGUGGCAUAUUUUGUGCCCAUGUCUAAAAUCGCAGACUUUCUGAAGGCCGGCUGUGAGGUCACCAUUUUGUUUGCCGACCUGCAUGCCUACCUAGACAACAUGAAGGCUCCUUGGGAGCUGCUGGAGCUCAGGGUGAAAUAUUAUGAGCAGGUCAUUAAGGCGAUGUUGGAGAGUAUUGAUGUUCCUCUGGAUAAACUCAAGUUUGUCAAAGGCACAGACUUUCAGCUCAGCAGAGAGUACACACUGGACGUGUACCGCCUGUCGUCUAUGGUCACUGAGCACGAUGCCAAAAAAGCAGGAGCAGAAGUGGUGAAACAGGUGGAGCAUCCUCUCCUGAGCGGGCUGCUGUAUCCUGGACUCCAGGCUCUGGAUGAGGAGUACCUGAAGGUGGACGCCCAGUUUGGAGGAGUUGACCAGAGAAAGAUUUUUACUCUGGCAGAAAAGUACCUGCCUUCUCUUGGCUACGCUAAACGUGCCCAUCUAAUGAAUCCCAUGGUGCCAGGGUUGACUGGGGCAAAGAUGAGCUCCUCAGAAGAGGAGUCAAAGAUCGAUUUACUGGACUCAAAAGAGGACGUGAAGAAGAAGUUAAAGAAAGCUUUCUGUGAGCCCGGAAAUAUCCAGAAUAACGGCGUCCUCUCGUUUGUCAAAUAUGUCCUGUUCCCUUUGCACGGAGAUUUCUGUGUCAAACGAGAUCCUAAAUGGGGGGGUGACAAAGUGUACACAGAGUUUGAAGAAGUGGAGAAAGACUUUGCUGCUGAGCUGAUUCACCCUGGAGAUCUGAAGGCGUCUGUGGAAGUGGCACUAAACAAACUGUUGGAUCCGAUCAGAAAGAAGUUUGAGACACCUGAGCUCCGCAAACUCACCAACUCCGCCUACCCAGACCCGUCAAAGAACAAAUCCGGUGGGAAGGGCGGAAAAACUGGAGGAGGAGGAGGGGGAGACGACGAUGAGUUGGCCCCAUCCAGGCUGGACAUACGGGUUGGAAAAGUGGUCAGUGUGGAAAAGCACCCAGCUGCCGAUUCGCUCUACCUUGAGAAGAUCGAUGUGGGCGAGCCGGAGCCGAGGACGGUAGUGAGCGGCCUGGCAGCGUACGUCACACAAGAAGAGCUACAAGACCGAAUGGUGUUGGCCCUGUGCAAUCUCAAACCACAGAAGCUCAGAGGCAUCGAGUCACAGGCCAUGCUGUUGUGUGCGUCCAUUGAAGGGGAGCCCAGGCGAGUUGAACCUCUGGAUCCUCCUGAGGGUUCGUCACCUGGAGAAAGAGUCUUUGUUGAAGGCUACGAGACGGGAAAACCAGACGACAGACUCAACCCCAAGAAGAAAGUGUGGGAGAAACUCCAGGUUGAUCUGAAGGCCUCAGACGAGUGUGUAGCUCAGUGGAAAGACAAACGGCUACUGACCAAAUUAGGACAAAUCACAUGUAAAACACUGAAAGGAGGCAAUAUCAGUUAACCACAGUCUGCACAAGAGGAGCCUCUGUCUGCAGCGCUGCAGGGAGGAAAACGCCUUUCAUCCAUCGCCAUGACAACAAUAACACGUUGAUCCAAUUUCUCAGAGAAUCUGUGGACAAUAAGAACGUCAGUUCUGAAGAGCAUCUCUGGUGGUCGUGCUGCUAUGCUUCAUCCAUGAAAUGCAUUGAAAAAUAAUUUUCCUGAAUCCCAAUCCGACUGAAACUGUAAUGUUUUAACCACAUGGAAGCAGCUUCUCAGUUUAAGGGAAUUCAUGUUGAUACUCGAGUCUUUACUUCAGUCACAUAAAGAUUUUAUCCACAUUUGAAUCAAUAAAUGCUUCAUGUUAAAUAAAUGUAUGGUCUACAAAAUGAAUCAC